AUGUCGACACAAGUCGGCGCUGUGGAGAGCAGCAUAAGCGGCAACCCCUUCGACUUCCUCGCGCCGGGGGGCAAUGAGCAGCAGCUGUGGGCGGAGGUGUACCUGAAGGAGUUCCCCGACGCCGCUGAGGUGGCGGAGAUGACGAUAGAGGAGCAGCGCGAGUUGUUGGCGGAUCUGCGCGAAGAGGUGGAGCUGCUCGACGAGGAGGCAACGGUGCUUGCACGCCAUGCCGAGAUACUCGCGUCGCCGCGUGGCCCCGCCGCCGUUGUGACGUCCUCCCCCAGCACUAAGAAGUCCUUCUCCACAUUUGUGCCAGUUGAGGCGCGACCGGGAGGAGGAGCGACACCGACAACGGCAGCGGUGCCAGCACGCGGGCCGGAGGAGAGUGUCGCGAGCGAAUCCGCCGCCGCGAUCAGUACCGAGGGAGGCGCGGAGAGCGUCAUUGACUCCAUAUCCACCGGCACACGUCGUGGGCAGGCGUACAGCCGCAAGUCAGUGGACACCGGCGACGCGUACGUAAGUCUCGAGGACCGUGUGACGAUGCUGACCAAGGAGCGUGACCGGUUGCGGCAGCAGAAGGACCGGGAUGAGCGCGAUGGCGAACACCUGCGUGAACUGUUAAUUGCCACAGUGGAGGAGGCGGUGAGCCGCGGGAAAGAGCUGCGGCUGGAGGUGCUGCAGUUUAACCGCGAGGUGAUUGACGAGCACAGCAACACCGCGUCCGCUGACGAUCUGCUGCGCUACAUGGAGAAGCGCCGCGACACGCAGGCCAAGUACCUAGACAAGCUAAGCGUGCAAUGCGCGGCGGCGGAGCGUAGCAUUCACCAGUCCCAGCAGCAGCUGCGCCAGCGCAACGCCGCAGGGGAGGCGUUCCACGCCAUUGACUUCGAGCAACUGCGCAUUGAAAACCAGCAGUUCAACGAGCGCAUUGAGCGCAAGAACCUGGAACUGGUGGAGCUGAAGGGCACCUCCACCCGCACAGUGCAGACGCUGAACACGCUCAUGGAUGCCCUCAACGGCCUCACAACGGAGCAGAACCGGUUGCGGAAAGACUUCAAGAGCCGCUGCGAGUACCUGGCGCGGCUGCAGCGUGAGAUGGUGUCCGUCGUUCACGAGGCGAAUGUUUCGGAACGCAAGAACGCGACCAUCAAGGCGCAGCAUGAGGCGGUUCGUGUGCCGAAGAUCGAGCACUACGUUGCGCAGAAGGCGGAGGAAUACGAAUUGCGGAAGGCAGAGCGCAACUGGAAUCGCAAGGUGGAGAUUGCGGAGGGGCAGCUGCACCUCGUGCAGCAGCAGAUACGGGUGCUGGCAGCGGCAACAGACCCCGCGCGGCGACGCCAUCGUCACGCUGCACACUACACAACCACAACCACAACCACAACCACACCGACCUCUGGCAAAACGGGCAAUACGCGUGCUAGCGGCAAUGCGUCGGUCUAUGUAGACGGGGUGGGGCGAAUUGAGGUGCAGGUGCAGAGCGCUCCUGUCGUGGGUGGCAGCAGAGCGCUGCUGAACAUGAAGCGAAGCAGUUGA
This is a messenger RNA of Trypanosoma grayi, 1533 nucleotides long. RefSeq lists its product as hypothetical. Lineage: Eukaryota; Euglenozoa; Kinetoplastea; Trypanosomatida; Trypanosomatidae. The record is from RefSeq and is a predicted model, not a curated record. Gene Ontology annotation, cellular component: axoneme; ciliary basal body. The transcript has a single exon. The coding region runs from base 1 to 1533 and encodes 510 amino acids. Gene Ontology annotation, biological process: cilium assembly.